Messenger RNA from Jaculus jaculus (lesser Egyptian jerboa), 9007 nucleotides. It is a transcript of the gene Sec16a, whose product is annotated as SEC16 homolog A, endoplasmic reticulum export factor. The record is from RefSeq and is a predicted model, not a curated record. The transcript is spliced from 31 exons. Bases 336 to 7466 code for a protein of 2376 amino acids. Gene Ontology annotation, cellular component: ER to Golgi transport vesicle membrane; endoplasmic reticulum exit site. Lineage: Eukaryota; Metazoa; Chordata; Mammalia; Rodentia; Dipodidae. Gene Ontology annotation, biological process: autophagy; COPII vesicle coat assembly; Golgi organization.
CAACAGAAACAUGGCAGGAGGAGGGGGCGGGCGAGUAAGCUCGCUGAGGUUCUCCGCUGUUGGGAGAAGUAGUCGUUCUCGGUGGGUGGAGCCGCUGGCAUGUCUUUCAAGACUGAUUCUCCCUUGGGAUCUCGACUGAACAAUCUUGUAUCCUCAGGUUCUAAAACAAAAAAAAAAAAAAAAAAAAAAAGCGAUCAGAGUGCGAGUCACGACCGGCGUAACCAGGACGACGUCUGGAGGCGGUGCCGGCGCCCCCGGCUGGGGCAGCACAAAUUGAAGAAGAGCUCUACCCUUUCUUUUCUGUCAGCAGCAGCAUCUUGUGUGAAAGACCCAACAUGCAGCCGCCACCUCAGGUGGUCCCAUCUGGCAUGGCUGGACCACCUCCAUCUGGGAAUCCUCGAAGCAUGUUCUGGAAGACUAGCCCGUAUAGGAGACCGACCAGUAAUAAUGCACCAGUGGCUCCAAUAACUUGCCCAUUACAGCCAGUAACAGAUCCAUUUGCUUUUAAUAGACAGGUCCAGAACACAUCAUCGGAUAGUUCAUCCAAAAGCAGCCUGCCCAUUUUGCAUGGCCCAUCCCUGCCCAUGUUUUCCCAGUGGCCAGGUUUGCCUGUGCCCCUCACAAAUGCUGGGGAUUGUUCCCAAGGACCACAAGAGCCUCUGCUGGGACCUCUGCCACAGCCCAGAGCAGAUGCCCAUCCAUUGCCUCCUGUAUCCAUCCCUUCAUCACUACCUGGGCCUGAGACAAAUAGGAGUGCUGAGGUUGGUUCUGGCUCCAGGCCUGAAGUUCAGACUCUGCCACAUCCACCUCACUACAUUCCAGGAGUAGGUCCUGAGCAGCCUCAUGGUGGCCAGCCGCAUGAGAGUGGGCCUGUGCCUAGGCCUGACCAAUCCUUAAAUAGUGGUGCCAUGGCCCAAGCAGCAUCCUCUUUCUUCCCCCAGCCUAGCCAACAGAUGCCAGGUCAGUGGGGGCCAGUGCAAGGAGGCCCACAGCCCUCCCAUCAGCAUUACUCGCGUUGCCCAGAGGGACCUGUUCAGAGUGUGGGGUCCCAGGCCACCAGCUCUCCCCAUUUCCCCCCUUCAUCUAGUCUGCACCAGGGUCCUGGCCAUGAGCCCCACAUCCCACUAGUGUCUUCUCUAGCACCCUUGGCCAGUGGUGAAGGAAACGAGGCAGUCCAUCAGCAGAGUGGAAACCACUCAGCAAUUCACCUCCCCACUAAACAUACCUUUGGGCAGAAUUCUAGAAUUGGGAGUCUGUGGGCAAGCCCAGAAUUCAAGCAGGACCCAGGUGCAAAUAAAGAGCAUUUUCCAGACCCUGCUCCUCUGAAUCCUCUCUCUCAGGGAAAUCGCCAGGACAACCAGGUGCGCUGUUCCCCCGGGGCUAUGCCUAGUCGUGUCCUGCCCGAAGCAGCCUCAGGAGCUCUUUCAAUGUUUUUCCAAGGGGGAGAGACAGAAAAUGAGGAGAAUCUUGCAUCUGAAAAGGCAAGCUUUGCUGACAGAUUAGACUUGGAUGGUUUCUCCCCGAGCCCUGGAGUGGGCCAUCUACCACCCCCUGCACAUGGAGCUGGUGGUAUUUACCAGGCCUUUUUGAAGGGCCCCAGCAAAGAGACUGCUCAGCAGGAAGGAGAGACACACCCCUGCUUUCUUCAGUCUGCAGGCAUCCCACGUGAAAAACAGACUGCUAAAACCACUGCAAGUGCAGGGAUUCAGGAUGCCAGUGGCUCACAAUAUGAGAAUGUUGAGAACCUAGAAUUUGUUCAGAAUCAAGAAGUGUUGCCAAGUGAGCCCCAGAGUGUGGACUCCUCCACCCUGAGUGAUCAGUUCCGAUAUGGGCCCCUUCCUGGGCCAGCUGUCCCCAGACCCAGUCCUGCAGGCCUUGCCCGAGGUGGAGGACUGAAUCUUGAGGCCCCUGAUACACCACACUGUACGCGGCCUGACAGUGUGUCAUCCAGCUAUAGUAGCCACAGCCAUAGGAGUCCUCCUGGCUCAGACAGACCCCAAGAAUUAGUGGGCACAUUCAUUCAGCAAGAAGUUGGGAAGCCUGAAGAUGAUACCUCUGGGAGUUUUUUUAAGCAAAUUGAUUCUUCUCCUGUAGGAGGUGAGACAGAUGAGACCACUGGAGGCCACAUUUACCACAGCAGCCUGUCUCAGCCCUCAACCCCAAGCCCCCCAAAACCUACAGGAAUAUUCCAGACAAGUGCAAAUAGUUCCUUUGAACCAGUAAAGUCUCAUUUAGUUGGGGUAAAACCAGUCGAAGCAGAUCGUGCCAACAUGGUGGUUGAAGUGAGGGCUACCCAGGACCGCCAGAAGAAACGCAGACCAGUUGCUGCGCCAUCCAAUGCCUCCCCAGGCAACCUGGAGCAGCCGCCAGACAACAUGGAGACGCUGUUUGCACCCCAAGCCUGCACCCUGCCUCUUAGCACCACUGCAGAGGCUAGAUACCUGCUUUCUCAUACAUCAGGGACACCCUUGGAUGUUGUGCGCUCCAUGUCUGAGAAGAGGCCCUCUACAAGGUCCCAUGGGGCUGUGAAAUGUGAGAGCCCAGCAACAACCCUGUGGGCACAAAAUGAGCUGCCAGAUUUUGGUGGCAAUGUCCUUCUAGCCCCUGCUGCCCCUGCACUUUAUGUCCCUGUAAAGCCAAAGCUGUCAGAAACAGUUCACCACCCAGAAAAUGGGGUGUCUGGGCAGCAGUCGCAGAAGCCAGGCUCUGUCCCCCACUUGCAGAACCAAGAUGGCCCUGGUGCUUCUGAGAACCUUGAGAACCCUCCCAAGGUGGGAGAAGAGGAGGUCCUUCCAUUGCAGGCAGGUUCUGGUUAUGUGAGUUUGCUGUCCUCACCACCCACUGAGUCUUUGCACAAUCAACCUGUUCUGAUUGCCCAGCCUGAUCAGAGCUAUAAUUUGGCUCAGCCCAUUAAUUUUUCUCUGUCCUUGCCGAAUCCUAAUGACAAGAAUCAGUCCUGGGGAGAUGGUGUAUUGGUGGAUAAAGCCACAGUGAGUAGCAGCCGGGCUCUCAGCGGUGAUACUAGAGAACAUACUGCUUUGCCUGGGGUUCCAACUAGUGCUGUCCCUGGCUUGUCUUUGCCUAACAGUGUUACCCAGAGUCAUGUCCCACAAGGUUCCGGGUCUUCUGAAAUGACUUCUAGCCAGCCUGCCAGUUUGUUGAUUCAACAGCCAGCCCACCCAGUUCCAUUGAACUCAGUUCCAGAAAGUCAGAAGAAUCCUAAUGCAGAACAGGCUCCUCCUGAGUUUGUUCAUAUCCCUGCUGGAAGCACAAGUGUGAUGUUGGUUCCACCCGCAGACAGUACCUUGGUACCUAAUAGCAAUAAAGCAAAUCAUUCCAGUAACCGGGAAGAAGCUGUUGGUGCCCUAGACUUUACAUUAAAUAGAGCAUUGGAAAAUUCCUUGAGGAUGUAUAGCCCGUCACAUUUGGAUGGGCCAGCUUCUCAGCAAGCCCCUGCCAGUCAUCCCAAACAAUCUGGGUCUAGGCCACAUAACCCAGACCAUUUCUACCAGCAGGUAACAAAAGGUGCACAGGACCAGCAUGACCUAGAAAGAGCCCAGCCAGAGCUGGUGCCACCUCAGCCACAGACGCCUCCCCAACAAGUGCCCCCAGCAACAUGUCCAGGACCUUCAAAUCCAGAUAGUACACCCACGCAGGGACAAUCUGAAAGCCCAGCUCAGCCACCAAGUCCAGCUCCAACUGACGUGGGCCAGCAGCUGCCACCUCGGCCACCUCAGUCCUCCAGCGCGUCGGUUGCAUCCACCAGCUCUGGCCAGGCAGCUCUGCGGCCUGACCAGCCAUGGGUACACCACCCCCCACCUCCAAGUGCAUUUGGCCCACCACCUCAAGACUUGGCAUCCUACUACUAUUACAGACCCCUGUACGAUGCAUACCAGUCUCAGUACCCCUCGCCAUACCCAUCAGAUCCUGGGACGGCCUCCCUGUAUUACCAGGAUGUCUACGGCCUAUAUGAACCACGAUACAGGUCCUAUGACAGCUCAGCGUCUUACCCCGAGAACUAUCGCUACCCAGAGCCUGAGCGGCCCAGUUCCCAAGCAAGUCAUUGUUCAGACCGGCCUACUCCCAGGCAAGGGUAUCCUGAAGGAUACUAUAAUUCCAAGAGUGGAUGGAGCAGUCAAAGUGAUUACUAUGCAAAUUAUUACUCCAGCCAAUAUGAUUAUGGAGACUCAGGUCGCUGGGAUCGCUACUAUGGCUCUCGAUUCCGGGACCCUCGCACCUGGGACCGGAGAUACUGGUAUGACUCCGAGCAUGAUCCGUAUAGGAAGGAAAAUUACGCUUACAGCGACAGACCUGAGAAAUGUGAUGAUCACUGGAGGUAUGACCCUCGCUUCACGGGAAGCUUCGACGAUGACACUGAGCUUCACAGAGACCCUUACGGGGAAGAGGUGGACAGGCGCAGCAUCCACAGUGAGCACUCAGCGCGGAGCCUGCGCAGUGCUCACAGCCUGCCUAGCCGCCGAAGCAGCAUCAGCUCCCACUCACACCAGAGUCAGAUUUACAGAAGCCACAACGUGACUGCAGGUUCCUUUGAGGCUCCUCAUCCCCCGGGCUCCUUUCAUGGUGACUAUGCCUAUGGCACCUACGACAGCAACUUCAGCAGUGCUCAUGGCUUUGCAGAGUACAGCUACCCUGCAGACAACACCUGGUCUACCAUGGAGCAAGUUCCAUCAAGACCAACCUCUCCCGAAAAGUUUACAGUGCCUCAUGUCUGUGCCAGGUUUGGUCCUGGUGGUCAGCUCAUUAAAGUGAUUCCCAACCUGCCUUCAGAAGGACAGCCUGCACUAGUGGAAGUCCACAGCCUGGAGACCUUGCUGCAGCACACGCCUGAGCAGGAGGAGAUGCGCUCCUUUCCAGGGCCUCUUGGCAAAGAUGAUACCCAUAAAGUAGAUGUUAUUAAUUUUGCACAGAAUAAAGCUACAAAAUGUUUGCAGAAUGAACAUUUAAUUGACAAAGAGUCUGCAAGUCUUCUUUGGAACUUCAUUAUUCUGUUAUGCAGACAGAAUGGGACCGUAGUGGGAACAGACAUCGCAGAGCUUUUGUUACAAGACCACAGAACCGUGUGGCUUCCUGGGAAAUCACCUAAUGAGGCAAACCUAAUAGAUUUUACUAAUGAGGCCGUGGAACAAGUAGAAGAAGAGUCUGGAGAGGCCCAGCUCUCAUUUCUCACAGAUAGUCAGACAGUGACCACCAACGUGCUCGAGAAGGAAACAGAAAGGUUCCGUGAGCUUCUUCUGUAUGGCCGGAAGAAGGAUGCUCUGGAGUCUGCAAUGAAAAAUGGCUUAUGGGGUCAUGCGCUGCUGCUUGCAAGUAAGAUGGACAGCCGAACACAUGCCCGUGUCAUGACCAGGUUUGCCAACAGUCUUCCAAUCAAUGAUCCUCUGCAGACAGUGUACCAGCUCAUGUCUGGACGGAUGCCUGCUGCGUCCACAUGUUGUGGAGAUGAAAAGUGGGGAGAUUGGAGGCCGCAUCUUGCAAUGGUCUUGUCCAACCUGAACAACAACAUGGAUGUCGAGUCUAGGACCAUGGCUACAAUGGGUGAUACCCUAGCCUCAAAAGGUCUGCUGGAUGCUGCACAUUUCUGCUACCUUAUGGCCCAGGUUGGAUUUGGGGUUUAUACAAAGAAAACUACAAAGCUUGUCCUGAUUGGCUCAAAUCACGGUUUGCCGUUUUUGAAGUUUGCCACCAACGAAGCUAUACAGAGGACAGAAGCCUAUGAGUAUGCCCAGUCCCUUGGGGCGCACACCUGCUCCUUACCUAACUUCCAGGUGUUUAAGUUCAUCUACUCUUGCCGCCUGGCUGAGAUGGGGCUCGCCACACAGGCCUUCCACUACUGCGAAGUGAUUGCCAAGAAUGUCCUGACACAGCCUGCCGCAUACUCUCCAGUACUCGUCAGCCAGCUGGUUCAGAUGGCUUCCCAGUUGCGCCUCUUUGAUCCUCAGCUGAAGGAGAAGCCAGAGGAGGAGUCCUUUGUGGAGCCUGCCUGGUUGGCACAGUUGCGGCAAGUGGAAAGGCAGAUCCAGGAGGGUGCUGUGCUAUGGAGCCAGGAUGGAGCUGACCCCCAGCAGUGUCCCAGCACACCAUGCUCCGAGGUGGAGCAGUUGGGCGGCCCAGAACUCAACCAGCAGACAGGGCUGAUGACUGACAACCCUCUGCUAAUGCCAGGCACCGAGCCCUUGAUGCAGGGAGUGCAGCUACUGCCCACAGCUCCACAGACACUCCCUGAUGGCCAGCCCGCCCACCCUGCCAGGGUGCCGAUGUUCCCCGUGCCAUUGUCCCGGGGCCCCCUGGAUUUGGGUCCUGGCUACGGACCCUCGGGGUCUGCACUUGGCUUCCCAGAGCCCCCCAGGCCUGAUCCUGCUGCCCUGCAUGUGGGUCCGACCCUGCUGCCCUCUGCGCCAUGUCUCCAGGAAAGUGGGCCUCCACUCAAUGAGGCCAGGAACCCAGACCCAGGAAUUGCACCACAGGACGCCCCUGUCAGAAACCCACCUCCUGAGCUGAGUGAAGAGGAGUUCAGUGGAAACUUGACUCGCCUGGGUUCCUCCAGGAUGGUGCAAGAUUUGGAAACAACCUCGGCAUGGGAUCAUGAUGGCUCCAGUUUAACACAGCCAGCCCCAUCUUUGACACCUGUUCCUGAAGUGAAGAAACCUGUACAAGUUGUCAAAAAGGAAGCCAAGGAGCCCAAGAAGAGUGAGUCCUGGUUCUCCCGUUGGCUGCCUGGGAAAAGGAGGACAGAAGCUUAUUUGCCAGAUGACAAGAACAAAUCAAUUGUUUGGGAUGAAAAGAAAAACCAGUGGGUGAAUUUGAAUGAGCCAGAGGAGGAGAAGAAGGCCCCACCCCCACCUCCAUCACUUCCCAGGCUUCCACAGGCAGCUCCCACUGGGCCUGCAGGACCACCCACAGCCUCUGUGAACAUGUUUUCUAGAAAAGCAGGCGGAUCCAGAGCUCGCUAUGUGGACGUUUUAAACCCAAAUGGGACACAGAGGAGCGAGCCAGCUCCUGCUCCUGCAGAUUUCUUUGCUCCACUUGCCCCACUCCCGAUACCUCCCAACUUGUUCAUACCAAAUCCAGAUGCUGAGGAGCCACAAGCUGCAGAUGGGGCUGGCAGCAGGGGACAGGCACCAACUGAGACUCAGUCCAAGCUGGAGCCCACCCUGGAACCCAAGCAGGUGUUGAGCUCUUCAGCCUCACCUCCUGGUCCUGAACUCUCACUUUCCAAGGUGGACGGCUCCCAGGGAGGAGAGCUCUCGCGCUGUAGCUCAAUGAGCUCGCUCUCACAGGAAGUGAGCCGGCAUUUCCAUCAGGCUUCUGGAGAACGGCAUCCUACAGGCCCGCCCAGUGGGGCUGUGCCCUUCUACAACCCAGCUCACUUGGCACAGGCCUCCACCACCUCGGGGAGCUCAAGACUGGGGAGGAUUGGCCAGAGAAAAUACCCAGCAUUGAAAUAAGAGCUGCUUGCCCCUUUUGGAUUCAUAGUUGGAACUCUGGUGACCAGAAGACUGUUCUCUCCGCCAAGAACCAAACGGACUGCCUAGGGUCCCACAGACCCACAUGGACGUGGCAGUGAUUCAGAGCCGGUCAUACUGUGUGUCUCCCUCCUUACCACCCACGUGUAUGAAUUACUGCAGAAUUAAUUCCACAGUUCCUUCCAGAUGCUGGAUAGAGUGAAUCUGAUUCAAAGCCUUUUAUGUAAAAGAACAAUAUUCCUCUCUUAGUCACUUCAGACAAAUUAAGGAUGUAAUACUUUCAGUCACUUGAAUGCCCCCUGAAGAGAGGCUAAGUGUGGCUUCACAAGAGAAUGAAGGAAACCUUGGAUACUUGAGGGCCUUGCAAACCUACCUGAGAAAUGGUGCAGAACAAUCCCAGGGAUCCUUAGAAUACAGAGAGAAAGGAGCAUGUGCUCCACUUCAGAGAAGAGCCCCAACCCAUGCUGCAGGCAGCUCUGCCCUGUCCUGUGAGCAGGAAGAGUCACAACCAGUCAAAUGGGGCCAAGUUGGCCACCAGCCUCAUAAAGGGUCAUGGAUGGCAGUGGUUGGCAGGCUGGGAGGGGGGUGCUGGUUUCCAGAAGCUUGUCUCUAAAGCCAUUUCCAGCUUCAGUUCACUUUCUUGACUAGGACUGUGGGUGACUUUAUGAGCCCAAAACCGCCAUUAUGGUACAUUCACUGAGAAGAGCCCCAGGGAGCUAAUGUUCUAAGUUGGCUGUUCUGAUUAACUGACCCAAUGGAAACUGGCUGCCAUGCAGCUGGCUUGGAGCUCCCCCACGGCUGCUCGACUCCUCCAGGAGCAGCUUGUUGGCUAUGCUGUGCAAGGUGCUGCCCUCCCAUGCCAGGCCUCUCGUCUACAGACAUCAGUUUAAGGAUUUCAUAUCUUGAAGGGAGUGGUUGAAGAAGGCCUCUGGCAGACACUCUGGAACCUGGCAUCUCUGCCCCUGAAUGUCCAUCUAGGACCUUCAGCAGCUACUUACCGACUCAGCCAUAUCAACCUGCUGAGGAGCCGCUCACCUCCUCCAGACUCAGAGCUUUAAGGCUUCACUGACUGUUCCUAAAACUGUCUUGUUGAUCUAAAGAGGCAGGGAAAAGAGAUAUUUAAUAUUUAUAAAAAAUCAGCAGGUAAUAAUUUGGGUAGGUUCUGCUAGGGUAACAUAAGUGGUUGGUAUUUUAAAUUUAAAUGUAGAAAAUUGUAGAAUGCAAUUAGCACAUCCCUUCCCAGAUUUCUGGUUCCCUUUGUCUAAGACAGACCCCUCAGAAUGGUUUCCAAAAUACUCCAUAGAUGAGUGUGCCUGGACUCUCCUGUUCCAUCUGUCACUGAGAAAGACCUGCCCCUGUGGGCUGGCUCUUGUCCUGGGGCCCAAGACUCUGGCCUCCAGAAUGGCCCUGCGCAGGCUUUGUUGACUGCCAUCCACUUUUGAUUCAAGAAGCCUCCUCCCAGGUGGGAGCUGCUAUUUUUCCUAAAAUUCAAAUUGUUAAAUAAAAUAUUUUGGGCUCUCGGC